Molecule: messenger RNA, 417 nt
Organism: Prorocentrum cordatum
Lineage: Eukaryota; Dinophyceae; Prorocentrales; Prorocentraceae
Source: the annotation of a GenBank genome assembly
GAGAGCAUCACCUGCUCCGACGGGGAGGGCCCUGCGGAGGAGGCCAGCGGGCCGCCGGAGGGCGGCGCGCCCCCCGGGGCCGCGGCGGGCGGCCUGGGCGCCGGGGGCGCGAUCUUCGCCAUCCGCGAGGAGCUGCUCGUCAUCAGGAGUGCCGGGGAGCCGGCGGAGCAGGCGAGGGCGGCCUCCGCGGCGAAGGGCGCGGCGCGUGCAGAGCCGGACGCCGCCGUGGACGUGGAGCAGGUCGGCGAGAUGGCGUCGGAGCAUGGGAGCGACAGCGGCAGCGGGCAGGAGGAGGUGGGCGACGAGCUGGUGCCGUGGGCCUGGAUGCACAAGGCGGCCGCCGACUCGCAGAAGGUGGCCGCCGCCGAGUCGCAGAGGCCGCCGCCGGCCGCGACCCAGGACGCGGGGGUGCUCGCC